Messenger RNA from Lichtheimia ornata, 4716 nucleotides. RefSeq lists its product as uncharacterized. Bases 1 to 4716 code for a protein of 1571 amino acids. NCBI's taxonomy places the organism in Eukaryota, Fungi, Mucoromycota, Mucoromycetes, Mucorales, Lichtheimiaceae. Gene Ontology annotation, biological process: replication fork reversal; interstrand cross-link repair; double-strand break repair via synthesis-dependent strand annealing. Gene Ontology annotation, molecular function: four-way junction helicase activity; 3'-5' DNA helicase activity; hydrolase activity. The record is from RefSeq and is a predicted model, not a curated record. The transcript is spliced from 3 exons.
AUGAACGAUGACCUUGAAGGCAUUGACGAUGACUUUGAUUUCGACGACGACUUAUUGGCAGCAGCUGUAGAACAAGCCGAGAAGCAGGCAGCCAAACAGAACGAGAAGCAGCAGGAACAGCCGAUCGUGAUUGACAAUGACGACGACGAUGACGACGAAUUUGACGAUCUCGACACAGACUGCCUCAUACUUGCCACUGAAACAGCCGAGAAGCAACGCAAUAUUGUUCAACGUCCUGGGAUGCAGCAGCCUUUGACUAGUUUCUUUUCAUCGACAAGCCAACGACAACAACAACAAAGUAGCAUCAGCAAUCGAUCACAGCCAUCAUCAUCAUCCAUAUCCACCAGCUCAAUCCUGUUAGGAAGCAAUGACUUUGAUAACCCUCCCACACCACCACCGCCUCCUCCAGCAGAUACACCAUGUGCUCAUGUAUUUGAUGCCAAUGAAUUGCCUACAUGGAUCUAUCCAAUCAACUAUCCUUUGCGUUUAUAUCAAUUCAACAUUGUCAAAAAGGCGCUAUUUCACAACACGUUGGUGGCACUUCCAACAGGCUUAGGCAAAACGUUUAUCGCGGCAGUGGUUAUGUUCAAUUAUUGGCGAUGGUUUCCACAAUCCAAGAUCAUUUUUAUGGCACCUACAAAGCCAUUGGUGACGCAACAGAUCGAGGCAUGCUUCAAAGUGUGUGGUAUUCCGCAGUCAGAGCUUAUUGAGAUCACGGGACAAAGCAAUCGUGGCAAGCGCAAGGAAAUGUGGCGUUCACAUCGCGUCUUUUUCAUGACACCUCAAACGCUCAAGAAUGAUCUCGAAUCACGCAUAUGCCCUGCACAUCAGAUUGCAUGUAUUGUAGUGGAUGAAGCACACAAAGCUACUGGUGCAUACGCUUAUGGUGAAGUUGUCAAGUUGAUUUCACGUGAACAAGAUCAAUAUCGGGUCCUUGCAUUGACAGCUACACCAGGCACCAAUUUGAUGAAUGUUCAAACAGUCGUCUCGCAAUUACAUAUCACCAAUAUCCAGAUCCGCACCGAAGAGUCGAUGGAUAUUCAAGAAUACUCCUAUGGCAAACGUAUCCAGCACAUCACUGUACGACUCAGCUACAUGGAAGGUGCAAUGGGCGUAGUGCCAGAGAUCAUGAGCCAAUUUCGCGACAAGUUUUUUCAACCUGUUCUUAAUCGAUUGAAUCGCUUUCAAGCUGUCUUCACCACUGAUCCAGAACGCAACACGCCAUUUGGAUUGCUACAGGCACAGAAGCAUUUUUCGGCCAAUGCACGCAACAUGAACUAUGCUGUCAAGUCGAUGGUUGCUACCGAUUUUAGCAUUGCUCAAGCUCUUUCACGUGCAUACGACUAUCUUGUACACCAUGGCAUUGCACCCUUUGUGGAACAUCUUGAAAGCUUUCUCAAGGAUCUUCAGGAUAUUGUCGACUCUGGAAAGAAUCUACCCAAGGAGAAGUACAAGCUCUUGCGUGAUUAUCAGUUCAAGAACAUGAUUGAGGAUCUUAAGCAGCGCCAAAUGCAACCUGGGUUCAUGGGUCAUCCCAAAAUGGAACGUCUCUUAUCCACCGUGUUGGAUCAUCUCAGUAACAACAAUGAGCAAGAUACCCGUAUUAUUGUCUUUUCGUCGUUUCGAUCUUCAGUCAAUGAAAUUAUUCGCGUCCUUGAUCAGCACAAGCCGAUGGUGAAUUGCUCAUUGUUUGUUGGUCAAGCUGGUGGCAGAGAUGGAAGAAAAGGUCUUAAUCAAAGAGAACAAAAAGAGAUUGUCGAGCGAUUCAAGCGUGGAGAACUCAAUGUAUUGGUGGCUACUGCUAUUGGAGAAGAAGGAUUGGAUAUUGGCGAAGUGGAUUUGAUCAUUUGCUAUGACUCUCAAAGUUCACCUAUUCGUAUGCUUCAACGCAUGGGACGUACAGGAAGAAAGCGCCAAGGACGAUGUGUGAUGAUUAUGACUGAGCAAGAAGAACGCAAGUAUAGCCAGGCCAAAGCUGCAUAUAACCAAGUACAACGAGCCAUUGCCAGAGGUGGAGAUAUCGAGUAUCACGCAUCCAAUCCAUCUGUUUUGCCCGAGAAGUAUCGUCCAGUGUGGUUUCAAAAACGGCUUGACAUUGGAACAUUUUUCAAGCCCACGGGUCGCAAAUCAAGGAAGACAAAAGUUGUCGAGUCGAAUGGGACAUUGAAUGAUGCGACACGACAAGAGUUUCUACACAGCCUUGGUUCAGCUACUUUGGAGGAAGCUUUCGAGAAACAUUGGCCGCCCAAAGAAAGGUCACCAAUUGAAAGAGCAAAGCGAUACUUGCCUGCCAAUGCUCAGCCUACCAGCCAUCAUCGUGUCGGUCAUAGUCAACGUACAAUGCAAUUCGUAUCUAUCAUCAAGAGUAUGGAACGACGCUUGUUACGUGAAUUGAUGAAUGCUGAUGAAUCCAGUCAACCCGGUAGCAGUCAACCGCAAUUCAACAACGACGAAUUAAUCAUGCCAACACGGCCAUCGCGUACAACUGACGAGCUCAUUUUACCCACUCCUAUUCGCCCUCGGCAACCGGGUCCAAAGCAAUCCACUCUUUCGACAUUCUUGAACAAAGGCAAGGCACCAGUGAACAACAAUCAUCGACAGCCACCUCAAGCAGAAGCAACACGUGGUGAUGACAAUAACAUUGCAAUGUUGGAUGAUAUCGUUGGUCAGCGUGUAGAAAAUAAUGAUGACAUUCAAACAGCGAAGCGUAAGGCAACCACACCUCCCACUGUACCUGAGAAAAGACCUCGCAUUGGAUCUCCUUCACGUGAUGAGGAUAUUGAGAUUGAUUUGGAUCUUGGAAGCGAUGAUGAUGUUGUUGAUGCACCACCACCACCACCACCACAACAACAACAACAACAACAACAACAACAACAACAACAACAACAACAACAACAACAACAACAACAACAACAACAACAACAACAACAACAACAACAACAACAACAACAACAACAACAACAACAACAACAACCAACAGCGCCUGUUACUACUACUACUGUAGCAACAUCCAAUACCGAUUAUGAUCAACUUGUUGCCGAGUUUGAUUUCGAUUAUUGCACGCAAGAUCUCCAAGAUGAUAAGCAGCAAGAUGAGAGCUUCGAGCGUAUUCUUCCACCUGAACUCAGUAAAACGGCCCCUUUGAUGGAUGAAUCACCUGUGAGAACAUCCUCCAAUCCACAAACGCCUAUUAUGAAGGAUGAUGUCAAUAUUCCACCUGCUAUGCUCAAAUGGCUCACCACUCGACCACCUCCUUUCAGCGAGACGGCAGCUGUGUUGGUUCGGGAAAGAAUGAAUGUGAUCAAGAUCAAAGCGUGGCUUACCGAGGAGACGACAACGGCACCUCCUCCAACCAAGGCUCGAUCUUCAACACCUUCUUUUGGCGACGAUGACGAUUUUGAAAUCGACUUUGAGAUGUUAGAAGCAUUGGAGAACAAGAUACCCAUUCAAGAUACACCGUUUGAUGCUUCCUUUUAUCAAAUGCUGGAAAAUAAGGUUGGAGAGGAUUAUGAAGGUGCCCCAUCAUCUUUUCAUGGUCCUGCUGACGAAGAUGAUUUACCAUCGCCCCAUACAGGAUUGCAGAGACCCGUCCACCACAACCCAAUAGCUUCAUCUUCACGACCAUCACCAUCGUCAUCCAAAGACAAAAGACCAUCACAACCAUUAUCAUCAUCUGUACAACCACCACCAUUACAACCUUCAUCUCCACAGCAACAACAACAACAACCGCCAAUAGAAUCACCACAGCAACGAGAAAAAGUGCCAUCAUCACCUGAUCGAUUCAUUCAAACCACACCAAUACGUGAUGACCUAUCUGACAAGACCUUAUCACCUUCACCUUUGCGAAGAGCCAUGUUGAAUGAUCAAGGGAAUCACACCACUCGUGUUGAAUUUAUGCCACCAUCACCUCUUUCACGACGACGACGUCCACCGCCACCGCCACCGCCACCUUCUGCUAUCAUUGAUAUCCGGUCACCUGAUAACAACAAAGCAUCAUCCCCAUUACGCAAAUCCAUCACUGUGAACGAAGCCAGAUCAAUAGUAUCAUCAUCAUCGCCAACACAUGCACACAUUAUCAUAUCACCAGAGCGAUCAAGGUUCUCUUCACCAUCCCCUGUGUUUGCACGUCGCCGUCGAAAUGCAAAAAUACGUAUUGCUUCGGAUGAUGAUGAAGCCGACAAUGAUGAGAAAUCCAUACCCGUACCUGAGGAUAUGAAUAGCAACGAUUCAGAUGAUGAUGGACAACGACAACGACACAAACGUAAUCGACAUCAUAACCCAUUUCUGGACUUGGAAGCUGAGCUCAGCAGCGAUGAAGAAAACAACACAAAGGGACGACAACGACGAGCUGCCAGCGAUGAUGGUGAUGAAGAAGAAAGUGGUAGUAAUACAACCGAUUUAUCGCGUAUGGAUUCUUCGUUUAUUGACGACGAUGAAGAGGGUGGUGAAGCAGCAUCAGCUGAGGAUGUACAAAACAUUUAUCGGAUCAGCUUAAUGAGCCAGCAACCACCACGUGAUGGGGAGAAGGCAGUGUUUAGUGCAAGGCGCAAGACUUGGCUCGACAAGUUUCAUGCUGAGAAAUGGCUCCAACCCCAGAUGGAAGAUGACGACGAGGAUGAUAUUGUCAACAUGAGCAGGCUCACCGAAGAAGCUGAAAAUGAAAAAUUAGCUUUAGAAGUAUUGAGUAGUAAUGACGAUGAUGAUGACUUUAUGUAA